Messenger RNA from Manduca sexta (tobacco hornworm), 2601 nucleotides. RefSeq lists its product as uncharacterized. The transcript is spliced from 5 exons. Lineage: Eukaryota; Metazoa; Arthropoda; Insecta; Lepidoptera; Sphingidae. The coding region runs from base 173 to 1456 and encodes 427 amino acids. The record is from RefSeq and is a predicted model, not a curated record. Gene Ontology annotation, biological process: regulation of sodium ion transport.
CAACUGUCAACUAAUUAAAAUCGGAAUGUUGCGUUUUCGUCAGUUUUGAAUUUUUUAAUGCGCUUAACAUUCCAAUUUUCAGUAAAAUCAUGACUUAUAAUCUCAAUAAUAUUAAUCAUUACGUUCGUAUAUGCGGAAAAUAGCUUAAAUUCUACUUUUAUUUUACGUCGAGAUGGCAGUUUGUGGCCUUAGAACAGUGUUGCUUAUCAUUUGUGUACUUGAGUUGAUAAUUACAGUACAGCGGCAAGUUUUUGACUUUUUGGGUUAUAUGUGGUUGCCAAUAAUAACAAAUUUUGUUAAUAUAUUGUUGAUCAUAUUUGGAUCAUUUGGAGCUGUGUUAUGCAUCACUAAGUACCUGAUAGCAUAUGCAAUAUGGAGUUUCAUGUGGUUAAUAUGGAAUAUCUUUCUGAUUUGUUACUAUUUAAAUUUGGGUACUUUAAACCGGGAAAGUGGCUUGUUGUCCUUGGGGACAGAGAGUGUCAGUUGGUGGGAAAGCAAUGGUUGGGGGUGCCAACCAGUGUGGGGUGAAAUGGCUGGGCCCAUUGUGUGGAGGCCAGCAAGAGUGGAUGGUUGCUUUUUUCAGUGGUAUCAUAUAGAAAUUGGACAGUCAGCCCUGGGUGCUGCUUUUGCUGCAACGGCAUUGCCGCUCACUAUUGUUUUAGCUUAUACUACAUUUAAGAAACAACCAAAUUCAGAUGAAAGUUCAACAUCACGCCGCCCAGUAUACACAAUAGAGUUAAGUCCUGCAGAAACAAAUAUAAGUGAGAGUUCUCUGAAACCGAUGACUCCACGACGUGUCAAGCGCCGCUCGGGAUCACGCGGAAAUGGAUCGUCUGUGCGAAAAUCACGUCGGUCAUACAGAAAUGCAGGAUACCUAGCUUCUACAGCGUCAUUACCACGUGAGCCGAGAUCUUCGCGUCCCACGUCUGCACAUUCAUCAUAUUCGAAUUUCCAUGGAACUCGACCGGCGUCAUACCACGUUUCGCACAGUGAAGGUCCACUCCCAGAACCAGAGAUAAAAACAUACGAACCACCUCCCCCACCGCCUGUCGAGUCAGUUCCUAUUGUGACUAAUAGAUAUAGUACUAUAGGGCGAAACAGCAUUAAGUCAGGUUAUGACGUGGUCAGACCUUACAAUGAAACAAAUCCACCGAGAAAAUAUGACACAAAUAUUCCUGCCUAUGAUAAUGUGGAGCAUCCGUCCGGUUACGACAGGGGAUUAGUUGUAACGAAUUAUGAUGGUAGAAUGAACAAUGGCACCACAUGCGAGUCUCCUUCGUACGCGUACAGCUGUGCGUUCGGCGAGGCAUGGCGAACGCCACCGUUGAACACGCGCGCCGCGGCGCAGGCGCCGGGUCCGGGUGGUGUACCUGCUCCGCCGCCACCGGGACCGCCCUGCCCGCCCGGUCCGCCCGCCUACCAGGCUCUCAACGAACUAUACAAUGUGGCCCCAUAACCGCCAACCACUUUCGCUUUUAUGUGCCUUAUUCCAGUGAAGCUCACUUGUUGCAAGCCUUUUUUGGCAGUGCACAAAGUAAUCAUUUGUGCAUUAAAUUUGCAGGGUAAUUAUUUUAAAAUAAUUGUGUCUUUUAACAGUGAUUAAGCUCAAUAUUUCAAUUUCGUAUUUACUAUAGUCAUUGUUGUAAGUGCAAGUAAGGUUGAGAUCUAUAAUCCAGACUCGCAAGUGUGGCAGAAAAUUUAUAUAAUACUUAUUCCAUUUUUAAAUUGGUGUCCGAAAGCGGAAAUCGUCAUUUUAUUGGCUCCGAUUAAAUCCAAGUUUGCUGUAUAGAUCUCUUCCUUCAUUAUUGUUUUAAGAUUUAAGCUUUAAUUAUACUUACAUUUAAUUAUCAUUUAAACAGCAGUCGGUUGUGACAUGUGACCAAGUUGUUAAACUUUGUCAAAACCUUGUACUCGCCUAUUUCUAGAUAUCAUUAUUCAAUACUUAAUUUACAUAAUGAUCAAGACAAGAGGUCAUAAUACAGUAUCACAAAAUUCAAUAAUCUAUUUAAUUUAAAUGCAAUUAAAUAAUGCAGUACAUAUUUUUGGAUUAUAUGUGAUAAGAGUUAAAAUAUACCUUAAACAUUCCUUAAUAGAUUAUACACAUUCCACUAGGCAGUUAAAGUUUCGUAAGAGAUGUUUACUUGAUGUAAGAAGUAAUGACUGUAAGCAAAUUUUGUACUUAUACACACAAAUAUGUUUCAGACUGUCGAUCGCACAGAAAUCGAAUAAAAACACUCAAUUUGCCAUUUAGUAUUUGUAUGAGUGUUAUAUUUGACUAGAUGUGACAAGCUUUUAUAGGAUUUAGAAUAAGUACUUAUUACAUGUCAGUAUAUUUUUUAUGAACUUAUUGAUGAAUCCUGAGUAUUAUUGCUCCGUCCAGUAGUUAUGUUUAUUUACACGAAUCUCGUAUAAAUAGUGCGGUACAUGUAAUUAAUAUAUAAGUGUUUCACGCUACAAGUAAUCUCAUCACAUUAGUCGCGACGUGCAUCGAAAUUGACGCAAAAGUAAACUGUACUAUGUUUAAAUAAUUUUGUAAUAAUUUAUAUAUGAGAAAAUCUAUCAUACAAUUUAUACCAAAUAUACGUUAUUCAGAUCUGGCAA